This is a messenger RNA of Musca domestica (house fly), 3042 nucleotides long. It is a transcript of the gene Smyd4-4, whose product is annotated as SET and MYND domain-containing protein 4. The transcript has 4 exons. NCBI's taxonomy places the organism in Eukaryota, Metazoa, Arthropoda, Insecta, Diptera, Muscidae. The record is from RefSeq and is a predicted model, not a curated record. The coding region runs from base 508 to 2379 and encodes 623 amino acids. Gene Ontology annotation, molecular function: protein binding.
AAUAUUGUCCCACUACGUUAUCUGAGUGGAAUUGGGUUUUUUAAUUUUUUUUAUAUGUUAAACAUUAAAAUAGUUAAAAUAGAAUAACUCUGACAAUUAGUUACCACAGGUGCUAUAAGAAAUUUACGAUUUUAUUAAUCUAACAGUGGGAGCCGCCCAUAAACAACUAAAGCAAAUGCUCACUAGUGUUUGGCCGGAUUGUGGAUUGUCGGUCGGCAAAGAAGAGAAACACUAGGCAGCAGCAGCAGGCCAUAGAAAAAUCCUGAACAUUUGAAUCUGCUGCUUGCAAAAACACCAUAUAUAAGCAAAUAAACAGUACUGCAAUCGGGCAAGAAAGAAAAAGUGACGCAUUGGAUUCCUGAUCCCGUGUGGAAGUAUUGUUUUGACACAGGUUAUCUAACAUAGAGUAAGGACGUAUUUACAAAUCCCAGACCUCCCACAAGCAAGAGUAGUGAAACGUGUAGCAGUGCAUGCAUUUGCGGUGGCGCAAAUAAAGCUGCAAUCAAAAUGGACAAAAUGGAUGUGUAUGAUGUUAGCGAUGAUUUGGUCAAAAAGCUAAAUGACUGGAAACUUAUUGGCAUUAUAUCCGGCAAAUUUAAUGAAUUAAAAGAAAAUCAUUCGAAGGUAAACUUUGUACUACACGCCUUAAAGGAUUUCAAAUAUAUUGAAAAGAUUCGGCUAAAUGUAAAAUUACGGGAAGAGAAAUCGAAUAAGCGCAGCUCGGAAUAUCGUAUGCUGGGAAAUGAACAGUUCUCAUUGAAGAACAAAAAAUACUUUCAGGCCUUGGAAUUGUACAACAAAAGUAUUUGCUAUUCCGAACCGGGUUCUGAGAAUAUAGCCAUUGGUUAUGCCAAUCGUUCGGCUGUACUAUUCGAAUGGAAACGCUACAAAGAGUGCUUGGAAAACAUUGAAUUGGCUCGCAAAGCAAACUAUCCAGCCAGACUGAUGCAUAAAUUGGAUAAACGUGAAAAAGAUUGUCGUAAACUUCUGGAAACUCAACCACCCGAUGUUCAGCCCUAUGAUUUUCAAAUGGAAUUCGAGCGACAUCCACAAGUGCCCAAUAUUGCCAGCUGUUUGGAAUUGAGAGAAUCAGCCGACCAGGGUCGGUACGUUUGUACGAAUCGUGAACUGGCCGUGGGGGAUUUGAUUGCCACUGAGGAACCCUUCUGUUCAACAUUACUGCCGCCCAUGCGCUAUAUACGCUGCGCCACUUGCAAAGUGGAAAACUAUCUCACUUUAAUACCCUGUGAAAAUUGUUGUUCCGUAAUGUUCUGUUCGGAAGAAUGUCGGGAAAAGGCCGUAAACACUUUUCACAAAUACGAAUGUCCUGUCAUAGAUUUCCUUCAAACCAUGUUCAAUAAGAUACAUGGCAUUGCCCUGCGUGUAUGUUUGUCAGCCUUGGAAUUGUUCCCUACCAUCGAAGAGUUAAUGGCCUUCUGUGAAGAUCCGGAUAACCAGAAUCGUUCUGCCUUUGAUUUGGAUUAUAAUAAUUUCACAGCCAAGGAACAUUAUAGGGCCAUACAUGGCCUUGUUACCAAUCAACAUCUGCGUUCCGUAUCGGAUCUGUUUCAACGUUCUGUUGUGUGUGCCGUGCUUAAGCACUUUAUGAUCAAUUUUACACCCCUUAAGGAGUAUUUGGGCGGCGAAGAGGGCGAAAACUUCUUUACAGAAUUGCUGUUUAGACAUUUGCAGACAUCACCCUCGAAUAUGCAUGGCAUUGAUUUGGUGGAGCAGGUGAAUGAGACUAAAGACGAUACAACACAUUCAUCGGGAGCGUUUGCCUUUUUGUCAUUGUUGAAUCAUUCUUGUGCUCCGAAUAUUGUGCGCAUAUAUAAAGGCUGUAAGGCGUAUGUAUUUGUUUUUCGUCCCAUAGAAGCUGGAGGGGUGCUCUACGAUAAUUAUGGAGCCCACUUUGCCAUUUUACCCAAAUCAAAACGCAUCGAAACCCUUUCCAUACAAUAUCGUUUCACCUGUAAAUGUGAGGCCUGCGAAAAUGAUUAUCCAACAUUUGUAAAACUGCAACGCAAAAUGUUCGUACCCUAUGUCAUUGAUGAAACUCACACGGCAAAUCUCAUAGCAUAUGACUUUAAUUUUGCCUUGAAGAACUAUCGCAAAUAUUGUGAAUUUCUGACAAAACACGGUGACAAUUAUCCCUGCCAUCAAAUUAGCUCUGCCGAAGAAUAUCUAAAAAUGGCUUUGCACAUUUUAGUGGAUGCUGUUCCUUUGAAGGCGAAGAUGAAUCAAAGUGCCAACUUUUGGGACGCCUCCGAAGCAAAGUAUAGAGCCAUAAAAGAAGAUCUUGAGGAGUCAUUAAAUGCUGAUAUCAAAACCAAUGCCACCGAAGUUAAACCCGAAGUUCAAAAACAAAUAAAUGCCUGAACAAAACAAAAAAACGCAGCCAAGCAUUUCUUUUAGAACAGAACCAUAAGAACCCUAAAGAAAAUACUUACGUAGGUUUGAAAAUCUACAAUAAAAAAAGAAAAUACGUGAACGUAUUUCAAGGAGAAGAAGAGAACAAGCAACAUAUAUCAAAAACUUCGCAUCGAUCACAUAGAAACAAAAAAGAAAAAGAAAAAAGAAGAAACAACUUUGCAUGUAGUCUUUUUUAAAAGAAACAAAAACAAAUAACAAAACAUUAUUCAUGUGUUUCCUUAAUUAUUACACUUCUAACACUGCGUUGCAUUGCUUCGGAAGUACGAUCAUAUACACAGUAAUUGUUCGCUUUAACAUACAUAUAUACGACUUUUUAUUAUUAUUAUUUUUUUAUGACAUAAGUAAACCAUUUGUAAAUCGUAACGAUUAUUUUUUUCUUUGUCUUGUUUAAAUUGAAAAAAAAGAAAAUCUUCCACUCAAAAACACUUUAAAUAUUAAUUAUUUGCAAAAGAAUAAGAUAAUUACAUUUGAUUUUUUUAAUUAAUUUUCUCUUUCUACUCUUCAGCCACCUCUUGUGUAAUACUAACAGCAAACAAUUUCGUUAAUUGUAAAAUAACAAAAAGGAAAAAAUAUAACGAAUUGAAAAAAACAAAAAAAAAAAUCUAAAAA